Messenger RNA from Angiostrongylus costaricensis, 450 nucleotides. Lineage: Eukaryota; Metazoa; Nematoda; Chromadorea; Rhabditida; Metastrongylidae. The record is from the annotation of a GenBank genome assembly.
AUGAGAAGACGCCGGCCUAUCAACGCCGUCUAUGACAACGGAGAAGAAAUGUUCCUCGGAUCAUGCGACAGUAGAGGAGUCGGCGGCGUCGGCGUUCUCGUCAACACAAGUUUGUCCAUGAACAUCGAUUCAUUCGAACAACUUACAACCCGAAUCGGACGUUUACGAAUAAAAAGACGUAGAUCAUUUCCACCCUUGUCAAUUUUCGUCGUUUACGCGCCGAGAACAAACUAUGACGAAGAAGAAGUCGAAGCGUUCUAUAUGGACUUGGAGAAGUUCCACAGAGAAGACCACACAUUCUUCAAGGUUAUCAUUGGAGAUUUCAGCACCAAGAUUGGACUAAGAAGAACGUCUGAACAAUGUCACAUUGGGACCCACGGAUUGGAAUGGAACGAACUGGGUGAGAAGCCUUCUGAGUUCAUCACUACCGACCAAGACAAUCCAUGGUAA